Molecule: messenger RNA, 1012 nt
Organism: Effrenium voratum
Lineage: Eukaryota; Dinophyceae; Suessiales; Symbiodiniaceae
Source: the annotation of a GenBank genome assembly
GGUGGUCGCACAUCCAGUUUUCCAUUCGCCACUGGGCGAACUCGAGCGAUGUCGGUGCUCAACUUCCCAGAAGGGUACGACGGAGGUGGGCGGUUGUACACCAUCCGUGUGUGCAACCUGCUCUCUGGGGACUUGCAGCAGGAGGUGAAGAUGCCGGAUACGGCCCGGGUGGGUGAUAUCCUCUUCAGCUUUAGAUCUGAGGAUGCCACGUUGCGGCGCAGCUUGCUCCUGGAUGGCCAGACCUUGUCCGAGGAGGUGAUGUUGUCGGAGUUUCUGCCGCCUGCGCCCUGCACCGCGGAUUUGCAGCUUCUGGUGCAGCGGCGCACUUUGCAGCACGCAGACUUCGAGUUGGACGAACACGUGGUACAGACGGUGCACAUCGUGCUGGGCGGACAUGCCAGGGUGGGAAAGACCAGCUUGGCUCUCCGCUACUGCAGGGACAAGUUUUAUGAGGACUCGAUUCCCAGUGACCUCUCUGUGAUCCCGGUGGAUUUUCGGGUGCAGCGCAUCACCGACGACAACUGCGGGAUUAAGAUGGUGCUCUGGGACGAGCCCAUGGGGCAGCGCUGGUUCAUGGUCCGGUCCGCGCCCUUUCGCUCCAAGCACGCGCUGAUCCUGGUCUUUGACGUGUGCGACCGGCGGACCUUUCGGGAUCUCGGGCGGUGGCUGUCAGUGGCCAGAGAUGCAGGCUUGGUGACGGUGGUGUUGAUCGGCAACAAGAGCGAUUUGGAGCCGCGGGAGGUCUCCCGGGAGGAAGGGCGCCGCUUUGCCGCGGAGGAGGGGAUUAUUUACUUCGAGACCUCGGCAAAGGAGGGCCUCGGCGUCGAGGACGUCAUCAACUACACGGUCUUUGAUGUGCUGCAGAAACUUGCGGCACAAGAGCCUCCCCCGCCACCUGGGACGCCGGAACCCGAAAUUCAUGUUUCAACUUGCCAUCUCCUCUAGCCAGCCAGAGCCUAGAGGUCUCCAGAACGUGUUUGAAACAGGCUCACCUGUCUCAAGUCUUCGAACA